Messenger RNA from Dermacentor silvarum, 4178 nucleotides. RefSeq lists its product as uncharacterized. NCBI's taxonomy places the organism in Eukaryota, Metazoa, Arthropoda, Arachnida, Ixodida, Ixodidae. The transcript has 10 exons. The record is from RefSeq and is a predicted model, not a curated record. The coding region runs from base 1315 to 2334 and encodes 339 amino acids.
GGUAUCAAUUUCCAAUGGUUGCCUUUUCUCUUUUUAAACCUCUCUAGCCUGGCAGCAGCUAAAAGCUGUUGUAUAAAUCACAAACUGUCAAAUUGACUUGAAUAUAGGUCGAACAGAAAUAUUGUUGGACCCCUGUAUAUUGAACUUGCCGGGAAAUAUAAAAAUAAUAGUUAGAAUAUAGGUCGACCCAGAUCUUUUUAGACAGCCGAAAUGCUUUGAGCAUGACACACCUUUAUAUACUGUAGCUCAGCUACUAAAUCUCGCUAGUCGAUGUCACAAGCUGCAUCCUCGUUGGAACUGCCAGGGAAGUCAUCCUUGUUGGAUGCUUCACAGGUGUCCUUGGCACCCCAAACAGUGUUGUCUUUGGUGCCAUUGAGCGCGUUAGAUAUGCAGCAUUCUUAAAGCCAGUAUGGAUAAUCUCCAGACUGACUUUACUGUGUGCGCAGCGAAGGAACUCUGUUAGCUCAGUAGUAUUGCUAGCUUUGUUCUUGAAUAUAGGUGCAGAUUAUUUGGUCACGAAUAUAGGUCGAUAGCUCAUUUUCAAAAAAAAGAAAGAGGCCGUACUAUAUUCGAAUAAAUAUGGUAGUCUAUUAACAUUUGUAAUUGUGACAAUGGACCAUGGUGCUCUGCUGCUGAGGGCAAAGACAUUUUGUUGCUUUAACAUGCCAGCCAUGGCUGGCUGGCUGGCUGGCCGAGUGCAGUGUUGUAUGUUUCGAUUAGGAUUAAACGAUUGCCCUUCCCCCGUCAGACGCUGCCAAAAUCUCUGAUGUCACGAGGAGUUGGUGCGGGAAGUUCACGUUGGUGUCGCCACCCGUAUUUCUCCCAUUCAACGCUCACGGUCCCCAAGUGCACCGCAUAUCUCCGCACUGCGAUCCAGAUGUGGCCUUGGUACAUAAAACCCUUCAAUUUUAUUAGAAGCUGUCGCCACUGCAGCCACGGUGCCGUGGGCGCGAGACCGCGCCCCCCCUCGCGACGGCUCUAACGGAAAGCAAUCUCGAAGGCCGUGCUUUUGCUGUAUAGUGGGCGCCAACAACAACCGUCGCGACAGCAAUCUCGGACUAAUAAAACUAAUAUCGAAGGCCAUGCUUUUGCCGUACUGUAGGCACAAAAAAAAAAAAAAAAUGUCGACGUCAUGGUGCUUAUGUUGUGAACAUCAUUUGCCACAGGGCAUCAUCAUCAUCAUCAAAGGCGUGGAGAGGGAAAUGAAGGUGUGAAACACAAACAAAACAAGAAAGCACGUGCUUCCCGCUAACGCCAGCAGAUUACAUGCGAGUUCUCAGAUGACAGUUAUGUGUAUGGUGAUAACAGGCGGCAAUGCCUCGGGUAGACUUCUUGCCCGCAUACGACAAUUCUGGCUCUUACACAAGGCUCUACCGCGGCAGCGUCCUGUUCCUUAAGUACACCUGGCACGAGCUGCUGCUGCUCUUCUGUAAUGUCGUCAACAUUUUUGUGCAACUCGGCAUGGGCUUCCCGCUGCUCAUCCAGUCUGCGCAAGAAGUGCUCGUCAUCCCCCUCAACACCACCUCGAUUGACAGCAGCGAAGUCGUUUUGCAGCCCUACGACCCGUUCGCCUUCGAUGUCAUCGUUCUCUUUUGUGUGGCAUUCGGAGCAUGGUUUGGCAUCUCCGGAGUUCUUUUGGAGCACCAAUACGAGAUAGUACUGCACGUAGCCUGCAUGGUGUUGGCGUCUGUGUACAGUGUCACGGAGUACUAUGUGUCUGGAGACGAUGGCAGCUCUCUGCUCAUUGUGUAUCGAGCACUAGUGUCCGCAACGCUGACAAGCGUAUCAGCAAUCCUUGCCAUCAAGGCUGUGUUUCAUCCGACUUGGACAGAAUUUGUGCUUGUCGGAGUCGCUGAAGGAAUGAUCGAGAUGUACAGAUCAUUCUGCAAGUUUCUCGCCAUGCUGAAACUGGAGUUCGUGUCAUAUGUCAUAUUUGGGAUCCUGGUGCUGAAUGCCGGUGUUAAUAGCUCCUUGUGGCAGUUCACAACUCUGAUGAUCAUUCUUGCAUACAGUCUUGCCCUGUGGUUGAUUGGGUCAUUUGGUGUGAGAAAAGAACGUCCAAUCAUGGUGUACACAUACGUUGCACUCAGCAUGAUAGCGCCACUGUUUCUUGUUUUAGAGAUCAGUGCCAGAUUUCCGAGCAAAACCAUUCAGAUCGCCGACAUACCCGUUGUGCACGUUGUUGCAGGUGGCUUCUGCAUUCUCAUGCGAGUCUAUCUCCACAUUGAAUUGCUUCACGUCUUCAAGAACUUCAAUUGCGGACUUAUUAAUCAAGAAUUCCUAGGUCUUCUAACACCAGAGACCACUGGCCUGCUAUCUGGGAGGAGACAUUGAAUUGAUGGUCGUGCCAGAUGGACCGUGUCACAAAAGAGCCUUGGUGCGUGCGUUACACCUAGGCAAUCAUGGGAGGACUACUUUGAAUGCAACGGCAUUUAAGAGGUGCGAGGAGAACUCAGAAAUUAUUAAUCCUCCGUGCUCGUUGUGUAAUCUAACUGAGCUAACAUGGCUUGUCUUGUCUAGGCUACACAUAACCAGCGAGACUUCCUGUAGAAAAAUGCCUAUGUCUUCUAGAUGGCCAUCUUGCUGUUGUUUAAUGCCUUGCUAACACUAACCUGUGAACCCGGAAAACGUGCUAGCCGACUUUAAGAUGGCUGGCACCCAUUUGGUGAUUUUUUUAACAGCUCUAUUUAACAGUUAUUGUUAUACUCUUGUUUGACUUUGGUUUUAAGACAUUAUUAUUUUUGUACGUUUUUUUUUUAUACUUACAUGUUUACUUAAUUUCUAGUGAUAGCACUAUGCAUGCAUGUGUUGCAUGAGAACUGUUAGAGGCCCCUUUACUCAGGGUUUCUGUUGGAGUGAUUUGGGAGGCGUUUCGACGAUGCGAUGUAAUGCUUGCAACACUGAGCUCUAAAAAUUCAUUUGUUUAUGAUUGUACUGGAAAAGGGACAACUUUGUAAAUGGGAAAAGUUCAUCGGUGAAUUGCUAAGCUUGGAUGAAAUAACCAUUCUUACUAUCUAGUUUCAGAGCACCAGAAGAAUCACUUAAUUGUGAUUUUUUUGAAAUUAGUAUUCCUGUUCUUUACGUCACCUGAUGAUCUGCCCUAGAAGAUCCUGAAGCAUGAAUAUAUAUUUACUAAUCAAUGUUUAUGCUUCAAGACUAGAAAAACUGCUACACUUUGCAGCUCUCGAAUAUAUCCUGUUAUCUUAGUGCUAGAUUUUGCUUUACAAGAGAUAAAGUGUAUAAAAGGUGGCCCCUGGGUCCAGUAUUGUCACCAAUUGCACAGUGAUAGUAGAGAUUGAUGGAAAGAUGUUGGUACAUUUCAAAUAGUAGUCAUUACCCAGUGCCUUAAGAAAUUUUGCAUGCAGCAUGUUGUCCUGAAUCUCAAUUUUUGUGCAGCUACGAAAAAAAAAAAAGAAUAGCGUGAAAGUUGAAUUUUUAUUUAGGGACCAAGUAGGCACUGCAUAUUUCUUUAUUCAUUCUGCGAGUUCAUGCGUCAGUUUAGCCUGUUUUGUGGCUGGUGCACUGUUGGUCGUUCAGUCCAUGAAUCAAGUCAUCAGCAACUCGUGGAUGAAACAAAACCAAGAAAAAAAACCAAAGAACUUUACAUCGUGAUUUGUGUCAAAUGAACUGUUUGCACUUGAAAACGACUUGCAUCGUGUUAAGCAGCCUGUGUGUGUGAGACUCCCGGGAGCUGAAGAUCAACACAACCACUCAUUUUAAAAAUAUAGCGAGUUCGGCAUUGAAUAACUCGUAACUGUAAUAUUUUUUUUAAUUCUCGUUCAUUUAUUUCAUGUAGCUUUUGGAAUACAAUGUAGUGUCAGUAACCUAAGAGCCUAUGUGUGAAGUGUACUGUAUGUUUAGAAUGAUGCAAUGUGCGCCUGGAGACAAACACAACAUUAAAUUAUGAAUAUGUGAAUCAAGAUCACCUAUAAAAACAUAAUAUGAGCUGAAAGAAUUGGUCAAUAACGAAUAAUUUUUUUCAGUCAGGCCACUACCUCUUGUUUCAUGCUCUUUAUUAUUAUCAUUACAACAAGUUCAGAUUUAAGAUGUGUGAAGCCUGUUCUACACUUCUAUACGACAUGUCAAAGCUCUUUUCAGUUCUCUGUAAGAAGUUCGUGAUGGAUGUUUGUGGCAGCCUGUUUACCUGAUGGCAUGUUACCAGCAGAAAUAAAUGGAUU